AUGAGCGCAGACAGCAGUGAAACGCACGUAAAUGAAACUGAUACUGUAGAAACCGAACGUGUGAAUAUUUGUAAAACCCAUAAUACACAAGAAUCAUCAUCAAUAACAAACAAUGAACAAUUUCAUGAACAUCCAAUUUUGAAAAAAUAUCUUCCAAAACAAUUAUGUGAAAUAUUAGAACAUUGGCUUGUGGAUGGUACAUUAAAUGAAGAUGAAAAAAAAAUCUUUCGAACUUGUGCAGAAUUUCUUUUUAAAUCAACUAAAAUAAAUUCUGAUGCUAAAGAAUGGAUUAGUCAACAAACUGAAUUAAUUAAUCUUACUGAGAAAUGUUUAAAUGAAAUAGGAGCUUAUGGUUAUUAUAUUGGAGUUGGUGGUGUAGAAGAUCCAAAUUUAGAAUCAUUUGAUUGGCUUAUUCAAGCAUAUGAAAAUGUUCAAUGUAAACAAUUACUUGACACAAUUGUUAAAUGUGUAACAAGUCGUUUCUAUGUUGAUGUUUUGCAUGGUUUGAGUGAUGGUAAAGCAACAUCUUUAAGUGUUACUGAGCAUUUCCUUCUUAUUACUUGUCCAAAGUAUAUUCUUACUUGUGAUAGAGAUAAAACUUAUUCUUCAAAAAUAGCUACCAAAAUGUUAGAUUAUUAUGAAGAUCUACUUCACGCUUUUCUUCCUCACAUUAAAGACUGGACAAUAUCAGUUAUGUCAUGUUUAUAUUAUCCCAUAACAUUCGUUUUGUCCUUUGUUCCAUCGUUACCAUAUGAACAAAGAAAACCUAUGUACGAUAUUAUUCUAGUUAUACUUUUAAAUACAUCAACAGCUGAUUCCAAUACUGUAGGACCACGCAGUAAAGUGAUUUAUACGUCGCUUUGCUUAUUAAUUGAAAUGGUUCGAUGUGAUAGAAUUUUAUUAAGUGAAUUAAAAUACAAGAGCGAUGUAAAAUCUGAUUUACUCAAAAUAUUAAAUGAUUUAUCGAAAUAUGAAAACAAUGAACAAAUACAAUUAAAAGCAAUAGAAUUAACCUCAUUAUUGCUACCAGAAGAAGAAUUUCGCAAAGAAAACAAUACAGAACGAGUCACUGGACUCUUUGUUAAAAAUUUCAAUGCCGCUAUUCAAGAUGGCAAAUCUAACAAGGCCGAUGAAGUUUUAAGAGGACUAAAUGAUUUGAUACAAAAUGAGGAUGUUAAAGAAGAACUUAUUAAACAAAAUGCGUUGCCAUCAAUAAUACAAUUUGCAAAAGAAACAAACGAUAAUCCAUUACCAUUAGAAACAGUCUAUGCAAUGACAUUUAAUAAUGAGGCAAAAAAAGUUAUUCGUGAAGAUACAGAAUUUGUUGAUCACGUGAAACAAUUACGUGAUUCUGAAAAAAAAGACGUUUCAAAAAUGGCACAUGGUAUUAUGUGGAAAAUAGAAGAUGAAGAAAAAUUUAGAAAAAAAGAAGAAGAAAAAGAUAAAGAUGCAAAAGACGCAUCAAAAGAAAGCUCUGAUAAAGAAUCGAAACAAUAUGAUAUGAUGAUUUCAUAUUGUUGGGCACAACAACCUUUAUGUCAUAAAAUAAAUGAUCGUUUAGAAAAAGAUGGUUAUAAAGUUUGGUUAGAUAGAGAUGAAAUGCGUGGAUCAAUUAUUGAAUGUAUGGCUGAAGCUAUUGAAAAAUCUCGAUAUGUACUUAUUUGCAUGUCAAGUAACUAUAAGAAGAGUACCAAUUGUAAAGCUGAAGCUGAAUAUGCAUUCAAUCGAAAAAGCAAAAUAAUUCCUCUUGUUGUCGAACCUAAAUAUAAAGCCGAUGGAUGGUUAGGAUUUUUAGCUGGUUCCAAAAUUUAUGUUGAUUUUGCUGAUAAAGAAGGAGAGGAAUUUGAUAAAGCCUAUGACUCAUUACUAGAAGAACUUAGACGAAAUGGAUUGGACGAUACCAAUGAAGGUAAAGAUAAUACAACGGCUGUUGAAACUACAACUGAAUCAGAGUCAAAACCGGAAGAACCAAUAAAAGAACCUGAACAACCUUGUAUUCAAACAAGAGAAUAUUUAAGCGUUCCUGUGGCAUCAAUGUGGCAUGAAAACCAUGUUCAGGAAUUUCUAAUUGAUAAUCAACUUAAUCAAUUAAUACCUAUUUGUGAAUCAAUGGAUGGGGAAGCAUUAAUAGAGUUUCAUCAUGCAUGUGAAACAAAACCUGAUAUCAGGUAUGGAUUACUUUAUAAUCCAAAAGGAGAACACUCAUUAUCAUUUGGUACUUUUUUCAAAUUUAUUGCUAAACUAAAAAAAUAUUUACCAAAAAAACCAAUACCUAAACUUUAUUUUCGAUACAAUUUUAUUUAUCCGUCAUCAAAUUCAACGGUCGUAGGAACUACAGACAAAGAAACCAAUCAAUCAAAAUAA
Molecule: messenger RNA, 2364 nt
Organism: Rotaria sp. Silwood2
Lineage: Eukaryota; Metazoa; Rotifera; Eurotatoria; Philodinida; Philodinidae
Source: the annotation of a GenBank genome assembly